AUGAUUGAAGUAGUUUAUGCAUUUUGUACUAGUAUGGUCGGUCGCAUAUUUGGGUACUUGGAAAAUAUUUUGCUCAAUGGCAGCGGAAAUAGUGUUCCAGUAAAUAGCGCCACUACUACAGUUCAGUCAAUGACUGCAAUAGAGCCUGCAGAAGGAAUUCAAAUUGAUAAGAAUGUAACGUGCCGAAAGAAGCAUCAUUAUUCAAAUAAUGAUCAUAGUUCUGGGAUCAACAACAGAUUUAAAAAAAAAGAAACUUUGCAGAAAAAAAUCAAUUUUGAAUUUGGAAACACAGACCCUGCGUGUUAUUAUAAUAAUAUGGAAACAGCCAUAAAUAGUAGCGGUUUAUACUACGGAAUAUUCUAUGAAAAUAUGAAAUGUAAUGAAACGAAAAUCAUAGACGACGAAGUGAAGAAGUUUCUAUUUUUUGAGUCCAUGCGCCGAGAUAUAAUGGGAACCGGGAAGAACUCAACGGUCUCGACCAAAAGUGUACUAAUUAAUUAAUAAUGGAUAAUGUAUUGGUCUUUAAUACUAUAGUUAAAUAGUAAAUACAUUGUAAUAUAACCUGCCAUAGCAAUACGUAUACCUAUUGAAAUGUUGUAAAAACUAAUAAGUGUAGUGUACGUAAAAUUUAAUAUUUAUAUAGGUAUACCAAUAGUUUACAACCGCACAGUGCUGGAUUUCCGCCCAGAAAACAAGCCAGCUGCCUAGGACCCUAGCGUUUCUGAAGCCUCCGGCGAGUAAACCCCAUUUUUUCGUAGACGCAGAAAAAA
Messenger RNA from Myzus persicae (green peach aphid), 770 nucleotides. RefSeq lists its product as uncharacterized. Lineage: Eukaryota; Metazoa; Arthropoda; Insecta; Hemiptera; Aphididae. The transcript is spliced from 2 exons. The record is from RefSeq and is a predicted model, not a curated record. Bases 1 to 501 code for a protein of 166 amino acids.